AUGACAUCACCUCCACUUCCACAUCCAACACCACCACAACCACCGCUACCAUCACAUCCUCCUCCACCACCACCACAACCACCGCUAGCAUCACAUCCUCCACCACCACCACAACCACCACAUCUUCCUCCACCACCUUCUCCUCCACCUCCACCACCACCACCACACUGUUACCGCCACCUCUUCCUCAACCUCUACCAUCACCACCACCACCACCACCCCUCCACCUCCACCUCCACCUCCACAACCGCCAUCCCCACCACCACCACUACCACAACCACCACCUCUGUCAAUGAAAGGAAGUCUACCACCUAA
Messenger RNA from Prunus armeniaca (apricot), 315 nucleotides. Lineage: Eukaryota; Viridiplantae; Streptophyta; Magnoliopsida; Rosales; Rosaceae. The record is from the annotation of a GenBank genome assembly.